AUGACGUCAGACCAGGAGUCGACCGUCCCAGCUGAGCCUCAGGUGCUGCUAACGCGGGAGACAUGGUCGCACCACCUCGGCCCGGAGCGUCAAUACCUGGUACGGUACUGUCACUAAAGCUCUCUGCUCACACACACAGCCUUUUGGGUCUGGUAUAGUAGAUAACAUGUUUCUCAGCUAUGUGACAUGACCAGUAAAAACCUCCUAGCUCUAAUCAUUAGAUACAGACCUACAUUGCAGAUUGUCACAAGGAGGAUUGUGCAGUUGUUUGUAACUUGAUGUGCUGUUCAGAUUGUUCAUAAGAACACACACACUUGCAUACAUCCCAUAUACACCCAUAACUAUUUUAUCCCUCCUGCUGCUCAGAGCUUCAGUGGGUAUUUAGCCAUAGAGUCACAGUCUCGGCAUGCCUUCUGUAGUGGCCUUGCUGGGAGAGAGAGCGAAACAGUGAGUCAGUCAGUCAAAUAGACGCGAACGAGGGAACCUAAAAGGGAUAGAGGGAGGGAGAAGGAGAGAAAGGGGAGUGGCUUCCUCUAUGCUCUUGCAUUGGUGCUCGUCUGGCCAUGUGCCAGAGUGCUAAUCCUAUUCAAACUAUAAACCUCACACUGGGAGGCUCUCUUGAGUGGCAGGGCCAUGUGAGCUCCUUCAUGUAUGCUAUUCUGGGCAGGGGAGGAGGAAAGCGCGAGAGGAGGAGAGGACCAGGCUGCUUCAGGCAUCAAGCCCAGAGGGGCUAGGGGGCAAGAACCAGGACGCGUUACAUGCUAAUGGCCUGGCUCAACAUGUAUCUGACCAACUGGCUCAACACACUUGUGUACCAAAUGGACCGGCCAAACGGAAGCUUCAGGAACAGGAGAAGAAGGACAAUGUCGUCCCGGACAACGUGUUGACAGGCCCCAUGGUGAGGGGUAGCGGCGUGCGGAGUCAGGGGCUGCUCAGUCCGGAACACUCACACAAGGAGGAAUCGGCUAUUAUUAACGCCUCCACAGGCCCCGGCAUGGUCACACAUACCAACGCCGACGCACACAUAGUCUCGAUGGAGGCAGGUAUAUAUAUAUGGAGGGGAGUGUGGAGAGCCCAUUAAAACAUAAUCUAGCAGAGAACAGCAUGGAGAAUUCAGUUAGACAAAGGAUGAAGAACACCAUGGAGAACACACCCAAACAGAAGAUGAAGAAAAUUGAGAACCUAGCGAGACAGAUGGAGAACACCAUGCAGAACCCAGCCAGCCAGAGGAUAGAGAACACAGUGGAGAACCCAGAAAGUCAUAAAAUAGAGAACACAGUUGAGAGCCCUGUGAGACAGAGGAUAGCAGAGAAUGCAGUGCUCAGGGCUACCUGGUUCAGCCAGAACCUGGAGCCUGGCCAGGAAGAGACAGAGGGCUGGGGAACCCCCCUGGUCGGGACAUCCCCAACCCACCAGCUGUAUGAUGUCAGAGCUGCGGGGGAUUACCUCAAUUUAGUGGCAGAGGAGGAGGAGGAUGAGGAGGAACUCUGUGUCGUCAGGGCAACCCUGGGGCGGGGAUUCAGGGCCAGAGCUCAGAGCUUCUACAGCAUCUGUUCCAUCGACGCAGAUGACCUCGACACUGACCAAUCGCAGACAGCGGAACAUACAUCCUUUAUCCAAUCGCACAUAGCAGAGCCUACAGCCUCUAUCCAAUCACACACAGUCGAACCUACAGCUAUCCAAUCACAUUCAGUGGAACAUACAGCCUCUAUCCGAUCACACACACAAUAA
Molecule: messenger RNA, 1731 nt
Organism: Coregonus sp. 'balchen'
Lineage: Eukaryota; Metazoa; Chordata; Actinopteri; Salmoniformes; Salmonidae
Source: the annotation of a GenBank genome assembly